GACUGCCGAAGGAAUAAGAAAAACAUAUAUAAAAUGGGAGCAGACGCCCAUGCCAAAACCGACCAGGCUAUGCCUGCGAUCGCCUAUGAUAAAAACGCCGUACUGCAAGAAGCUAAAGUAUUCUCUAAGGUGCCAAUCAACUCAAAAAAAUGUAUAGCGGCAAUCACGAAAAUACUGUACCUUAUCACAAAAGGAAAGGAAACACUCACAGAAGUAGAAAGUACAGAAGUCUUCUUUGGAGCCACAAGGUUAUUUGAGUCGAAUGACGAACGCUUAAGGAGAUUGGUGUAUCUGUUAAUCAAGUCAAUAAAAGCUAGUGAAACUGAAAUAUUCAUAGUAACCAGCUCGCUGACCAAGGAUGUCAACUCAUCAAACCAUAUAUAUCGCGCCAAUGCCAUCAGAGCAAUGUGUCUAGUAGUCAAAAGCAAUGUUGCAUCACAAGUAGAAAGAUAUAUAAAGUCGUCAUUAGUAGACAAUGACCAAUACGUAUGCUCGUCAGCGCUACUGUGUUGCAUACGCAUCUUCACACAAAUGCCACAAGCAGUAAGACGAUGGGUAAGCGAGGCUUCUACAUGCCUGAAUAAUACCAACAAAAUGGUGCAAUUUCACGGAACGUUGAUGAUGUGUCUAGUGAGACUUAACGACAAGCAGUCACUCAGGAAGCUAGUGACAAACGUCAGCAAAAGUGGAAUGGGACAACACACAGAAUGCUUCAUAAUCAGAUUCGUAGCUGCUAAUUUCCAUAUCAUGGAAUCGGAAUGCGUGGAAAUCGUAAAUGCCGGAUUAAAGCACUCCAACGAUGCUGUAAGGCUAGAGGCACUCAAGGCCAUUGUGACACUGGCACUAAACCACUACAAACGCAAUGGCGGGAUGAAGGGAUUUGUAUUUGACAUGAGAGAUGUAAUAACGAUGUUGCAAACAAUGCUGUCGUCAAAGGACCACACCAUUGUGUAUGCGGCAAUGAGACAGGUAUACCAAAUAGCGCAAACAUUGCCACUCAUGAUAAGCGUGUUGAAUGGGAAAAUAGAAGAAAUGUUAAAACGGAAGAAUAAGGACCUAUCGUCAAUGGCACUGCUAACAUUGCUACAAACAGGAGGGGCAGAAACUAUAGAACGGCUGCUGCAACAGGCUAAUUCACUCUCUGGAGAUUUUAAAAGAGCAGUUGCCAAGGCACUCAAAGGAUUGUGCGUGUCAUUCCCAGAUAAACACCCAAUUGUCCUCAAGUUCUUCGCUAACAAUCUACGGGUUAAAGCCUCCAGAAGCUUCAAAAGCGAGAUGAUUGACGCCACCAUGCACAUUGUGGAACGAAUACCCGAAGCUCAAGCCCAGGGACUUAAAAACCUAUGUGAUUACAUAGAAGAUUGCGGAUACCCCGAUUUAAAUGCAAAGGUACUCAAGUUCCUGGGAGAAACAGUACCCAAAUCACAAACACCAGAAGAAUAUGUGAGGUAUAUAUAUAACAGGCUACUCUUGGAAAAUGCAACCGUUAGAGCAGCGGGGAUAGAAGCAUUGGAUAAUAUAGUGCACGAAUGCCCAUCACUUAAAUCGUCAGUCUCAGUAUUGUUGUUGCCAACAUUAAAGGACCCUGAAGAAGAACUCAGAGAAAGGGUUAACCUCACCUACGCACUCAUGCUAGUAGAUGAAAGAGUAGAGAUAAACAAUCUACCAAUGGCAUCCACCGUGGAUUUCAAGGAAUUUGAAACCAAAGUGAAAAACUCAAAUACAUUCAAACAACUCGCCGAUGUUGUGUACGACGUCACAGAAACAUUUAACAUGGACGCCCUCUCCAGGUGCCUGCAAGAAUGUAUAGAAAAUAAUAAUGGAUACGACCAAAUAGACGAAAUGAUGCAGCAAGCGGCAGUGGCUGGUAAUAUGGAUGAAGGAACACAGACGACCCAAGCAUAUGGAGAGUACAAACCAGAGGCAGAUGUACUGUCACAUGUAGAUGUCAUCGGACAAGAAGCAACUGUAAAACCCAAUCUGACAGUUCUACCACCAGAAAUAUUGCAAAUGGUGCCGGAUAACGUUACACUGAUAACUUCAUCAAACGUACACCUAACCGAUGAAGAGGAAGAUUAUAGCGUAGAAGCAAUUGUCCACGCCAGCCAGGAAGCACUGGUUUUGGAAUUUAUUAUCGGAAACACAUUGCCUGACCAGGUACUGGAAAAUGUCGCCGUAUCAUUGGACUACUCGACGUGCCACAAUGCAGGAAAAUGGAACAUAAAAGAUGCUGUACCCAUACCAAGCUUAAGCCUAUCUGAAGAAAAAAGCGCUUACGUGGUACUCACGUCUCAUAACCAAGAUGAACUACCACAUCUGGGCCUUCUAAUGGGCAUGGUCAAAGUGGAUUUCACAUUCGACGUGAAGUGCAGAACUGGUAGCUCCAGGAGCUAUCGGGAUAGUUACAGCGCAAAUGACCUACACCUAGGAAUAGGAAUUUACUGCUCCGAAUGGUCAAUACCGGAAACCGAUUUCGACGAAUCGUGGAACAGGAUAGAUAAAACAGAAGAAUCCGCCACAUUUGGUCUGCAAUUCAAAGACUUACAGGAAGCAGUGGAAUGGAUGCGCAAAUUCUUUGGUAAUAGCCUAGUGAUGCAGCCUAAAGGGAAUAUAGACAGAAUCGCUACACUCAAUGUCGCAGGAAAACUGCUGAACAAAUAUAACUUCCUCGCAAAAGCUACAAUCGCACAGGGCGACACACAAGCAAUAGCACAACCUAACCUGAGAAAAGGUUGUAUACUCAGACUGCAGAUCAAAACGGAAGUUGAUGACCUUCCAAAGAUCGUGUUUGCUUUAUUAGAAUGAAUAUAAUAAUAUAAUGAUGUUAUACUAACACUAUAACC
Messenger RNA from Babesia bovis T2Bo, 2843 nucleotides. RefSeq names its product Adaptin N terminal region family protein. The transcript has a single exon. The coding region runs from base 34 to 2805 and encodes 923 amino acids. Gene Ontology annotation, biological process: endoplasmic reticulum to Golgi vesicle-mediated transport; intra-Golgi vesicle-mediated transport; intracellular protein transport. Gene Ontology annotation, cellular component: Golgi membrane; endoplasmic reticulum-Golgi intermediate compartment; endoplasmic reticulum. The record is from RefSeq and is a predicted model, not a curated record. Gene Ontology annotation, molecular function: structural molecule activity. Lineage: Eukaryota; Apicomplexa; Aconoidasida; Piroplasmida; Babesiidae.